Eleginops maclovinus (Patagonian blennie) is the source of this 2738-nucleotide messenger RNA. It is a transcript of the gene stxbp1b, whose product is annotated as syntaxin binding protein 1b. Bases 144 to 1913 code for a protein of 589 amino acids. The transcript has 20 exons. Gene Ontology annotation, biological process: neurotransmitter secretion; intracellular protein transport; vesicle-mediated transport. Gene Ontology annotation, molecular function: syntaxin-1 binding. The record is from RefSeq and is a predicted model, not a curated record. NCBI's taxonomy places the organism in Eukaryota, Metazoa, Chordata, Actinopteri, Perciformes, Eleginopidae. Gene Ontology annotation, cellular component: plasma membrane; secretory granule.
AAACCUUUGACAGAUCUGUCUUCAGAUAUUUCUUGGCCCAGUCUUGAUGUGUCGUGCUCAGUGGUGGUCUGGUUUCAGCUGUCCUUACCUCGGCCCUGUCUCUGAGCUCUGAACAUCUCGUCCAUCUGGGCACUCCAGAGAUAAUGAAUGAUGUCAUCAAGAAGGCAAGAGAAAAAGGAAAAUGGAAGGUGCUAGUGGUGGACAGGCUGAGCAUGAGAAUGAUCUCCUCGUGCUGUAAGAUGACAGACAUCAUGUCCGAGGGAAUCACAAUUGUAGAAGAUAUAGGCAAGCGGCGUGAGCCUCUCCCCAGCAUGGAGGCCAUCUACCUGAUCACCCCCUCAGAUGAGUCUGUUGAGGGUCUGAUCGAUGACUUCAGAGACCCGCAGUCUCCACGAUACCGAGGGGCUCACGUCUUCUUCACCGACACGAUCCCAGACAUUCUGUUUGGGCUGCUGACCAAAUCCCGCGCCUCCAAAGCCAUGAAGGCCUUGACUGAGAUCCACGUCGCCUUUCUGCCCUACGAGUCUCAGGUCUUCUCUCUGGACAAAGCUGAUGCCUUUCAGGACUUCUACAGCCCCUUCAAGGCUGAUGUGAAGAACAACAUGCUGGAGCGCUGUGCUGAGCAGAUCGCCACCCUGUGUGCCACGCUCAAAGAGUACCCUGGAGUCCGGUACCGAGGAGAUUACAAAGACUGUGCAGUCCUGGCUCAGAUGCUUCAGGAGAAGCUCGACGGCUACAAGGCUGAUGACCCCACCAUGGGAGAGGGUCCAGACAAGUCUCGUACUCAGCUGCUCAUUUUGGACCGUAGCUUUGAUCCCGUGUCACCCAUCCUGCAUGAGCUCACCCUGCAGGCCAUGUCCUACGACCUGCUGGGCAUUGAAAAUGACGUGUACAGUUUUGAGACCAGUGGGAUGGGAGAGACGAGGACAAAGGAGGUGUUGCUAGAUGAAGAUGACGACCUGUGGCUGACUCUGAGACACAAACACAUUGCAGAAGUGUCAACGGCUGUGACUCGCUCUUUGAAAGACUUCUCUGCCAGCAAAAAGAUGAACACUGGAGAAAAGACCACCAUGAAGGAGCUGGCUCAGAUGCUGAAGAAGAUGCCUCAGUAUCAGAAAGAGCUCAGCAAGUAUUCAACCCAUCUGCAUUUGGCUGAAGACUGUAUGAACCGCUACCAGGGCACUGUGGACAAACUCUGUCGUAUAGAGCAGGAUCUGGCGAUGGGCAUAGAUGCAGAGGGGGAGAAGAUCAAGGAUCCCAUGAGACUCAUUGUACCCAUUCUACUGGAUGCCAACGUCACUGUGUCUGACAAAAUCCGCAUUAUCCUGCUCUACAUUUUCCUCAAGAAUGGUGUGACUGAGGAGAACCUGUGUAAGCUCCUUCAGCAUGCUAAUAUCCCACCAGAGGACAGUGACAUCAUUUCCAACAUGGCCCACAUGGGCAUCCCCAUUGUCUCUGAGGUAACCGUGAAGAAGGCCAAGAAGCCAGAUCGUAAGGAGCGGAUCAGUGAGCAGACCUACCAGCUGUCCCGCUGGACGCCUCUGGUGAAGGACCUCAUGGAGGAUGCCAUUGAGGAAAAACUUGACCCGAAGCAGUACCCGUACAUCUCCCAGCGACAAGCAUCUUCCAAAGCCAGCGCUCCAUCAAGUGCUCGCUAUGGUAACUGGCAUAAGAACAGGGGCCCCACAGAGAUGAAGACAGGGCCCAGGAUCAUCGUUUUUAUUAUUGGAGGGAUGACGUACAGCGAGAUGCGCUGCGUGUAUGAGGUCACACAGGCCAACGGGAAGUGGGAGGCUUUGAUCGGUUCCACCCAUAUUCUGACCCCCCCGAAGUAUCUAAAGGAACUACAGCACCCAGACUUCCUGGACCCCAACGUCCCUCCAGAGGGCCCAGAAGAGCCGCCUGCUGAAUGAAAAGAGAUUUGAAAGAUUCCCUGCAUCUGCAUCCCUUCUCGCCUUCUGAAAGCCCUCAAAUACUUGGAGCAGUGGUCCAUCCUCAGCCCUCAGCAGUAACAACAAACCACCCCCCCAGCAUGAUGCAUCACAUACACUUCAUGUUGUAUCAAAUUCUGUUGUUUUUCUCUGGUAGGAUUUACGACUGUGUUGAUGUUGAUCACAUUUUGCUCGACAAUAUUUUAUUUGUCUGUAAUGAUGUCUACUGUCUAUUGUGGGCAGUUCUUUUUUAGAAAAUAGACGUGUGUGAAUUAGUUUAGGUGAUAAAAUGAGAUUCAGGGAUUAUGGGCUGUAAAUGAAAGCUAACAGAGUACACUGGGAGAAUUAUUACACUGAUUCACAGAGCAAAACAUGCUUUGACAUUUUCUGUGGAUAUUCUAGAACCUGUCCUCUACGAAUCAUCUCUUUUCCUUUGUUGCUAGUGCUUCCCUUACAGUCGCAACCAUGCCAUACGGUACAAACAAUCAUAUUUGCAGUGAUGUUUCGGAAAAACUUGGAAAUGCCAACAUGAAGCCCCUCUGAAUAUAUAUGUAGCUGUAGACCGAGCAUUGGAGUGGUACAUACUUGUUGGAUUGUCUCAUGCAUUGUGUCAGUAAACAUCCGUGUGUUGUUCCUGUUGAAAUUCAGUUUGCUUUUGGUUUCCUGUGUCUGACCUUUGUGAUGUGAUUAUUGUUGUGUAGUGAUCCACUGUGUAUGAUGACAGACGUCAGUAUUAUGACCAGUAUGUUCUUGUACGUUCAAAUGGAUGAACAAAACUCACAGGAUGUGAGUUAGCAAAUAAACCUA